Molecule: messenger RNA, 7104 nt
Organism: Encephalitozoon hellem ATCC 50504
Lineage: Eukaryota; Fungi; Microsporidia; Unikaryonidae
Product: vacuolar protein sorting-associated protein
Exons: 1
Coding region: 1-7104 (2367 amino acids)
Biological process (GO): protein targeting to vacuole; protein retention in Golgi apparatus
Cellular component (GO): extrinsic component of membrane
Source: RefSeq, a predicted model, not a curated record
AUGCUCAAGAAGAUCCUUCUGAAAACGCUGAACAAGUUUCUUGGGAACUAUGUGGAGAACAUAGACAAGCACCAACUCGAGCUUGGGAUAUUCAAGGGAUAUGUAUCUGUGUCCAACCUAAAGAUCAAGUCCUCUGUGAUCUCGAGGCUAUUUGAGGGGAGGGUUGUUUCGAACUGCAUCGGGACGCUAAGAGUUCUUGUGCCAUGGAAGAGCUUUUCCCGCAAGCCCAUUGAGAUAUAUGUAAAGGAUAUUGAUAUCAAGCUCGGAAAGGCUGGGUUCUGCUGGUGUUUUCUUGAUGAGAGUCCGUGUGCAGAAUGCACCGAGUAUGAGAAGUACGAGUUCAUGAGCAAGCUCGACAAGCUCAGUGUUCUUUCUGAUGCACGGGAGGAGAGUCCUGCGCUUCUUGAGGACUUGAUUACGAAGGAUGGAUUCAGGAUUUUGAUUGAGAAUGUGAAUUUAGAGUAUGUGAGCGGAGAAUCGAUUGGUCUUAAGGUGAAGAAGCUGGAGUUUAAUAAGAGAGAUAAGGAAGAGGUGAAGAAUGUGAAGAUGAUGAAUGUUACUGGAAUAGAGAUAAUGGGGGGAUCGAAGGUGCUAGGGCCCUUUAAUGUUUGCAGUAAGAUUUGGAUGUCUUCUAAAGAUAUGAAGCCGAAGGUUGAGGUGGAUCUGGAUGGGUUUCGUAUAGAGAUGAGGCAGCAGAUGGUUGAAAGAAUCCUGGGAAGUGGUACGGAGUAUGUUGAAGAUAGAAUACGGUGGACACUCUUCAGAAAUUAUUUGGAGUACAGGCAAGUAUUGAGAGCAGCCAGGGAGAUGAGCCUAUGGGAAGACCAGAAGGAUCCAGCAAACUCCGAAAGAAGCGGGGUGAUAGAGAUGUGGAGAAAGCUCAUCAAGCUACAGAAGAAGGUUAUUGAAUCGAAAGGCGUUGUAUUAGAGGAGGUGAGUGAGAUAAUGGCAAGGGUGAAUGAGUAUAGAGAAAUCCUGAAGGUUUCUAGUCUAUCUUCUGACGAGAUGGAAAGAAAAAAGAGAUGCGAGAAGGAGAUAAGUCUUGAGCGGCUUCUGAAGAUAAAAAGAAGCUACUGCCGUGAUUCCGAAAGGAAGUCGUGGAGAAACCUCUUGUCAUUCAUAAGAGAAGAGAGUAGUAGGAAGGGCGAUCUGAUGGCUAUUCCUAUUUCUUUUAACGUAGAUGGAGUGGUGGUAGUUACCGAUGAGAAGCAUCAAGGAUUCAAGGUGGUUAUUCCCAGAGGAAGAGUGAGUACAAAGAACCUGCUUUCGCCGCACAAAAUAGACUUCAAGGGAAAUGGGUGGAAGCUGUACUUUACUGAUACCAGACGUAACGAGUACGAACCCCACAGCGAGCUGAUUUCCUUUCUAUUGGAUGUAAGGGGGGCUCUUACCUAUGACGGGCCCAAUGUAUAUGUCAAGGGGAUAUCUAGGGAGUGGAGGGUUUUGAACUACAGGAGGGAGCUUCCCCAUUGCUUUGAGGGUUUCAUGAAUGUUAUAAGGAGGUCAUGGGUGCCCUCCUAUCAAUCCUCUGGAUCCAGAGGUAAGAUAAGGGUUGAUCUUAAGGUAGACAUGAUCGGAAUGGAAUCUGAUCUGGAAAGAUUUGCCAAGAUUGGAGCAUCUCAUAGGUACGGAGUUGAAUGUGGAGGAAUGGUGUUCUCUUAUGUGAAUGAUAGAAUAAGCGUGAAGAAGGCGGCAUCGUUGACUGUGACGUCCUCUUCUGUUUACUGGAUUAAUCCUGUUUCUGGCGAAAAAGAGGCGCUUUCGAACAGAAUUGAGACAGCUGUUCUACUUGUUGACAAUGUGUUCUAUGUGAAAACAUCGAUGGUGGAUCUCUAUGCGCAUGGAGUGUAUCCCAACGGCUUUGAAGGGAACGGCGCAGUGUUUCCUGUUGGGUUUGUUGUUCCAAACUUCGAGAUAUGCUCUGAUGCUAUAAGGAUUAAUGGGCCGAAAGGAAGAGCCGAGCUCCGAAGGAUCAGGGUGUCUGGAAAUGGAGGGACGAUAUUUGAUUUAGAGGUUUUUAGGGGGAAGAUACUGGAUGUGGCAGGGAGGGUUGUAUGUCGUAUUCCCAGGAUGAUGAUGGAGGCCAGAAUUGGAGGUGCCUUACUUCUAGAUGUCAAAUAUCUAAAGGUGUGCGGAGCUGCUAGGAAGAUCGCCAAGCUUGUGUGUGGAAUGCCAAGGAUGUCUGGAAAUGAGAUGUCUACGCAGGUGAUUUUCAAGGCUGAGAGAGUAGAAGGGAUGAUAAGGUGCAAGGGAAAGACUUUGAAUAUCAGUGUGAACGAGUAUUUCCAGGGCAUAGCCAGGAAUGCAAGGAUGGCAUUAGGCAAAAGCAUGGUUGAUAUAGAGGAUCUUUGGGUAAGUGAUGAGUAUGCAUGUAAACAUGCAAUGAUAGUGAUUGACAAGGAAGAUUUCAAGAGUUUAAGGGCAUUUGAAAGGAUACUCGGAAGAGUAGGAAAUGGUGUGGAGGGCUUCAAGGCUACUGCGGGGACUCUGCUAGUUAGGUCAAGAAGUGGAGUGGCAGUGGAAAUAAAAAACUUCCAUAUUUCCAAGGAUCAGAGAUCCAUAACAGUAUAUCCUUUCGAGCUCUCUCUCUCUGAUGCGAAUGGUCCUUUAAAUUUGCCAGAGGACAAGAAAAAAGAAGUGAAGAUAUGCAUCAGCAGGCUUGAAAAGUCUGGGGUUGAAACCACCAUUGAGGGAAGCAUUAGAGGAGAGAUUGACGAAAGAACUCUUAUCAAGAUAAGAGAUGAGCUGGAGGGCAUACCAAGGCCAUCGGGUAUGUCUGAGGAAAGAAGCGAUGUUCUACUUGAUAUAUCUCUCGAAGUGAUGUUUGCGGAAGGUUACCUAAAGGUAGAGUGCCCACUAGUUCUUUCCGGAAAGAUGGGCUGGUGGGAGAUAUCUCUGAAGGAGCUUUCAGCUACAUCUGAUGAUGGGCAGUAUGUAAGGCUGCUUGAUAUUAAUGCCAGUAGCCAAGGAGGGACCUUGGGACUCUCUAUGAGAAGGAUGGAAAUAUGUCUUGAGCCCUUUCGGCUUGCCUCGAUGCUUUAUCCCCUUUUGAACGGUGGAGGGGAAGCAAGUUUUGCGGAGAAUGUAGAGAUACACAUAAGUGAGAUAUCGAUAAGCAACAAAGAGAUAGAUGAAAUAAGAGUAAGAGAUGUAAAAUACGGGGAGGACCUAACCUUGUGGCUUUCUAUCUCGAACAAACCCGAAAGUAAGGUAACGUAUAAAAAAGUGAAUAACAACAGUGGAACUGAAAGUUUUCUUCUGUCUAUGAUGGGAGGAUGCUAUGAGAUGGAUUCUUUGAUUGCUACUAUUUCCUUCUACGCCUCCGAAUACAUGAAUAUAUGCGAUAAGUUUGGGAUUCAGAUGUCAAAAGAGCGGCUCCACAUAUUGAUUAUGGAUCUUAAGGUGAUGAUAUGCGAUUUCAAGUCUCUUCUGAGAGUUAAUAUCCCCAUUGGGCAUUUUGACAUUCAAGAGACGAAUUCACUCAAAGGAAGGAUUCUCUGUUCGUCUGACAUUUAUGAUCCGAAUACCAUGGGUUUUGUUCCUGUUGUUGAGGAAAACGUCUUUGUAGUAAAGAAGUGUGGCUCUCUUCUGGACGUUAGGACGCUUUCAAAACUGAGGGUACUAUAUUUGGAUGGAGUCACGGAUGCGAUCACCGGGAUUCUUAAUAGAAGAAAGGAUAGACCAAUGCCCAGGAGAGAGACACUUUCCUGUAAAAUCGACAUAAGAAACACUACCUGCACACCAUUAUGGAUAAACACCAGAAAUCAGACUAAAAGAGUUAGGAAUGAGGGUGCAGCUAGUCUUGCCAUAGACUAUGAUGAGAAUAGUGUUUGUGUUGGAGAAGAUGGGAUGGGCACAUCGAUUUGCAUUAUGGAGGCAGGGAUGCUCUCAUUUGAAUCUGGAGGGAGGACCUUUGUCAUUGAUGUGCUAUGUGGCAGAAACUUGAGGACUGUAACCAUUUCACACGCCCUAUCGUUUCUCAAUCUGUGCAGGAUAGAGCUGGCUGGAAGGAUGCAUCGGGCUGAUGGCACGAUUUCUGAGAUACGAAUACCUCCGAAUUCGCAUUACACGAUUCCGGAAGAAGAAGGCUUUUUCCUGGAGAUAGGGGCGAAUGGGAGGUAUUCUAAUGUUGGGAAGAUAGAUACAGUUGAAGGGAACGGCGAUAGGGUCUUUGGAACAAUAUGCAAAGCAGGAUGGAUGGUGAUAGGCGUUGAUACUGUUAUAAGAGGCAACUCAGGGAUGUCUUCUGCCAUGGUAAUUCUCUAUCCUACCUUUGAGGUAGUGAACCGAACAAUAUCUGUGCUUAGCUUGAUGUUCUCUAUUGGGAAGGAUGACGAGUACAUGGGCUCGGGAGAGGUUUUGAGAAGGAAUGUCCCGUUUCUUAUUGGAGAGGAUGGUCGAGAAGAUGUAUAUGACAUUGACUUUUCUGAGCUUCCUUUGGUUUGGGUGCAGAACCUCAAGAACAAGGCCAGGGCUAGGGUGUUUCAUAGAAAGGCAUCGAUUUUGAUUGAGCCGGGAUAUUCUGCAGAAAUAAGGAAGGAGAGGUGUGAGGUGGAUACCUUUUUUGGAAAGUACACUCUUGUGCACAAGAUCAGAAUGAGCAUCUGGCCAUUUCUGGUGGUUGUGAAUCACCUUGGGAGUGAUGUCUAUAUCAACGGGACUAAAUUUUGUCCUGGAACCUCAUGUAGUGAUGAGAUAAAGACCAUCCAUAGACUAUGUGCUGAUGAGUAUAGGACCGAUGAGGCGAUAACUGUCGAGAGGAAAUCUGCCAGGGUUGUUGCCCUGAAAGGAGAGGGCAGUGGAAGUCAAAAAUCUCGGAAUGCUCACGAAGGACUAGUGUGGACCUGCGAGGCCAUAUUUGGAGGGCUUGGGCCUAGAAUAGGAGCACGUCCCAGGGCCAUCUACUUUCUUCUCUGGUCUAAAAAGGAAUCUGGAACAAGAGUAAUUGAGUUCAGACAUGCGUACUUAGUAAGAAACGAAACCCAGAUGAGACUCUUGGCAGUAUCUGAGCAGGUAUGCUAUUAUGUGGAGCCAUGUGGAGAGAUAGCUCUUAACACGUCUACAAACGGGUUCUACAUAUUUGUUGCAGAUUGCAUAGAUAUCAAGUCUCUGAGGUCUUCUGGGGCGUUUAUUCCACUGGACAUCAAGACAAUAAAGUACUUCAGAUUGCAGGGGCCCGAGGGUGUUCUGUUCAGUGUGAACAAGUCUAAGUGCUUUGGACAGAAUGUGUUUAGCAUAAAGAAAGAAAGAAGCUGGCCAUAUACGCUAUACAACGAUACAGAUACAGACUUGGAAUUCACACAAAAGCAUGAUGCUGUCAGGCAUGAAGUGCCAAAGGGCUCUAUGUAUGAGUAUGCAUUGGACAACCUUAUGCUUGACCCUGUAAUUCUGCUAUGCAUUGGAAGUAAGAGAAUUCAGUUGGAUUUGGGCAAGGAUGGUGUUUUGUUCACAUCUGGAGUCACGGUGUCUGUAGCCCAGUCAGAGACUACAAGGGUUAUUCAGGUCUCCAAAAAGGAAAUGGCCAAUAAUGAGACAAGAGACCAUCUGAGGAUAACGACUGACGACCUAGUCGUAUCAUUAGUGAACAAAGAAGGAGACGAGGUUCUCUGUGGGCAUCUAAAGGGAAUAGAGAUUGCGGUGGAGCGUACUUUAAGAGAGAUGGAAAUUCCCGGAGGCAGAGUGAAUAUGAAACAUAUGGAAUGGACUAUUGGGGUGGUUGUUGAGAGCAUGCAGGUAGAUAAUCAGAACGUGUUUUGUGUAUUUCCUAUUGUUCUUCAUCCUCUUGAUAAGAGCCUUAGGAUAGGGUCUAAGAGACGGUGCGGAGAGAAAUUUCUUGUGUUUGAGCUGACGGUUGGAAGCUCAUCUCAUCACACUUCUGUGAAGAAUUUGUAUUGCAGGAUACGGGACUUUGCAUUGAAUGUGGAGGAAAGCCUGGCGAGAAAUAUCAGCAAGAUGCUUUCGCACGAGGGGGACGGCAUUGAAGAACAGCAAAGGAACAUAAGGAUCCAAAACAUGAAGAUGGAAAGAAUAAGAGCAAGAGUCAAUUUCUUCAAGGAUGUGGAGUCUGACUUUGUUUCCAAUGUUGUGGGGCUUCUCAUAAACAAUGUUAGCGACUUUUCUUUGGAAAUAGAUGGGAUGAGGGAGGAAUGCAUGUACACUACCACAGGGGAGCUUAGAAACAUUCUAUCUAUUUUCUAUACAGCACAGCUGAAAAAGAACCUCUAUAAGGUCAUUACACACCUGGAUAUCAUUGGAAACAUAGGAAGUCUCACUGAAUCUGUAUCUAUGGGGAUCAAGGACCUUCUCACGGAGCCCAGUCUAGAUACCAGCGUAACGCACGGGAUUGUGAAGGGAGGGAAAGGCUUCCUGAGAAAUGCCAUCUACGGUGUUUCUAAUACUGUAGGGAAGUUUUCAAAGAGUAUAGCAGCAAGUGCUAGAUUUGUUGGGUGUGAUGCAAAUCUCAAGCACGUAAAGACGCAUCAUGCCUAUUCGCAUGACAUGUCCCUCCUCAUGCCCAAGACCCGGCACGCCAAGGGUCCUGUCGCAGCGAUACUCAAGGGAACUGGAAACUUCUUUGACUCUGUAACACGUGGAAUGGCAGGAAUUGCAACAUCGCCGAUUGAAGGGGCUUCGCGAGGAGUUACUGGCGUUGUGAAAGGACUGGGCAAGGGGGUCCUUAGUGCCUUUACUAGGCCUAUUGCGGAGGUUGCAGAUAUUAUAACCGACAUUUCUGAUGUUGUAAAAGUGUCGAUGAAUGGCAAAAUCAGAAGAAUCCAAUACCCAAGGCCUACCGGGUUUUCAGGCCACUAUGAUGAAGGCCUAAGCCAGGGGUUUUACAUAUUCACAGUGGUUGUCAAGAAGGCCAAUGAAAAGGAAAAGUUUAUUGACGGAACAUUUGGAAACUUCAAUGGAAGAUGCCAGCUUAUCUUGACCACUGAAAGGCUUUUGGUAUCUGAUUCGCUCAGUAUGCUUAUUGUGCAUCUCGAAGGUGUGAUUGCUGAAGAAAACACCCGUAGGCUAAGAAUAGGGGAAUUCAGUAUACCUGUCGAAAGGCCAUCCUUUCUAACCUCGGUAAAGUCUGUGAGAAGUAACAUUGGGAGCUAA